CGGCCCCCGGCGCGGGCUCGGCCGGUGGCAGCGCCCGGGGACAGAGCCCGGUGACCGCGCUCGGGGAUAACGCCGGGGAGCGACCCUUCGCACCGUCGCGGUUCCGCCCGCCCCGGGCCUGCCUCCCGGCGUGCCCCGCACUGGGGUAAAGGUCGCGGCGCCGAGGGGCGGCACUGGCUCGGCGGGGACGCAGCGCCCCGGCCCCGGUCCCGGCCGCGCUCCUCACCCGGUCCCGUGUCCUCGCCCACCGCCGCCAUGGCGGAGCAGCCGCAGCCCAUCAGCCCCCUGAAGAACUUCUUCGCCGGCGGCUUCGGGGGCGUCUGCCUGGUGUUCGUGGGCCACCCGCUGGACACCAUCAAGGUCAGACUGCAAACUCAGCCUAAGCCACAGCCUGGCCAGCCCCCACUCUAUUCUGGGACCUUUGACUGCUUCAGAAAGACUCUUGUUGGAGAGGGAAUCCGAGGCUUAUAUAGAGGAAUGGCAGCUCCUAUUGUCGGAGUGACACCCAUGUUUGCUGUGUGCUUCUUUGGAUUUGGCUUGGGAAAAAGACUCCAACAGAGAAAACCCGAUGACGUUUUGACAUAUCCUCAGCUGUUUGCUGCUGGCAUGUUGUCAGGAGUGUUCACUACAGUAAUCAUGGCUCCAGGAGAGAGAAUCAAGUGCCUUUUACAGAUCCAGGCAGCUACAGGUGAAACUAAGUACAGUGGCUCUCUGGACUGUGCCAAGCAGCUGUACCGCGAGGCCGGGAUUCGUGGGGUGUACAAGGGGACGGUGCUCACCCUCAUGAGAGACGUCCCGGCCAGUGGAAUGUACUUCAUGACGUACGAGUGGCUGAAGAACAUUCUGACCCCUGAGGGAAAGAGUGUGAGUGACCUCAGUGUGCCGAGGAUCCUCUUUGCUGGGGGCCUGGCUGGCAUCUUCAACUGGGCAGUUGCCAUUCCACCAGACGUGCUGAAAUCCCGUUUCCAGACUGCUCCUGCAGGAAAAUACCCAAAUGGCUUUAGAGAUGUGCUGAGGGAGCUUAUCAGGGAGGAAGGAGUUGCAUCUCUGUAUAAGGGCUUCACAGCUGUGAUGAUCAGGGCAUUUCCUGCUAAUGCGGCGUGUUUCCUUGGUUUUGAAGUUGCUAUGAAGUUUCUUAACUGGAUUGCACCCAGUCUAUGAAGACUAGAAAGUCUGGAAAUGAGAGAGGAGAAGGAAGAGAGUGCAAGUCUGCCUCAAAGGAAUAAAUGAAUGAUCACUUAACAUUUCAGGAAUGAUUGUUUGCCUAAUACCUUUUUGCCUUCCUCACAUUCUUUAGGUGGUGCUAUGUGCCAUUCAGAAAUGCAAGCUGUAGCUCUGAAACAGAGUUGUUGAGGAGUUAGAGGUGAUAGACCAUCUUCUGAGCCAAUGUACCACGGCAGUAACACUGACAACAGGCAGCUGUCACUGUCACACACGCUACCUUAAGUACUUCCUCAUGGAAGAAUGGGACACAUCUUAAAAUGUAAUUCUUUAUUUACUGAAGAAAAAUGUAGCUAUUAACACUGAAAAACUUCCUUAAAAUAAUUGUUUGGCAGCAGGUAUUUAACUCUCAGGGCAUAUGUCAGCAGCUGUACAUGCUGGUGUCUGCAAGCAAUGUCAGCCAGUGUUCUCAUCUCCUGUAGUUUUUCAGUUGUGGCUGUUUCUCUGUUGACAGUGGUUUUAAUCUUCUGUGAAUGUACAGCAGCAAACACAGAACUCAGCAGGGGAGGCCAGAGCUACGUUUCAGUGGGUUGGGGGGUGUUGCAGGUACCGUAUCAGGUCUUGCACACUGAUCUUUUCUGUGGAACCAGGACACGAAAUGCAUCAUGCUUAACAUUUGUAGUGAGCUUUACUGAGGCAGCCAGUGGGGAAAUGUAUCUGAUUAACCUGAACUUUUCUCUGAAAUCCCUCUCUGUCCCACUGAAGAUAGCCCAAAUGUGAUUUCAAAAGUACAGCACGGUUCAUAGUGACCCAUGAUAUAUUUGAUUAAUCAAGUACUGUAUCCUAGGAUUCAAUUCUUUACAUUGAUCUGAGAAAAUUUAACAGCAAGAUUAUCCAAGAGCUGAAUAUCUCUGACACGAGGGGGACACAUUGAAGGGGUUGCUGGCUCUGCAGUCUUGUCUAACUUUAUUCUUUCUCCUUUUCCUUGUUUUUCUCUUAAUAUUAUUAAACAUAAUCCCAUUUUCAUUUGAGAAAUGACUAAUACUGAGAAGCAAAAAACAACUUUUAAUUUCUUUUGUUUGUGAUGCAGUGUUAUUGGAACUCAAUAAAGCUAACUGCUGCUUGGCUAGAA
This is a messenger RNA of Lepidothrix coronata (blue-crowned manakin), 2293 nucleotides long. It is a transcript of the gene SLC25A20, whose product is annotated as solute carrier family 25 member 20. Gene Ontology annotation, cellular component: mitochondrial envelope. Gene Ontology annotation, biological process: mitochondrial transport; carnitine transmembrane transport; positive regulation of neuron projection development. The record is from RefSeq and is a predicted model, not a curated record. Bases 256 to 1161 code for a protein of 301 amino acids. Gene Ontology annotation, molecular function: O-acyl-L-carnitine transmembrane transporter activity; low-density lipoprotein particle binding. NCBI's taxonomy places the organism in Eukaryota, Metazoa, Chordata, Aves, Passeriformes, Pipridae. The transcript is spliced from 9 exons.